ACAUUGUUCUGUCUACCGACAUCCUCUAUGAUCAACUGUUAUCUGUCGAGUCCGUUGUUGUUAUAAAAUAAUUGCGGUUUAUGCUGUGAGGUUUAUAAUCAGUAAAUUACAAUCGUCUUAAUUUAUACUUAAAGUGAUUGUGGCAGAAAAGUAUAACAAUAAAAAUGAUGCAACCUCAGAUACUUCUACUUAAAGAAGGAACGGAUAGUUCUCAAGGGAAACCACAGUUAAUUUCGAAUAUAAACGCUUGUCAGUCAGUUGUUGACGCAGUAAGAACUACUUUGGGGCCCAGGGGAAUGGAUAAGCUUAUUGUUGACAGUAACGGUAAAGCCACAAUAUCGAACGAUGGUGCUACAAUAAUGAAGCUCUUGGACAUCAUUCAUCCAGCUGCAAAGACACUGGUUGAUAUAGCAAAGUCGCAAGAUGCAGAGGUAGGUGAUGGUACCACAAGUGUUGUUCUCUUGGCUGGAGAAUUCUUAAAGCAGAUUAAGCCGUUUGUGGAUGAAGGAGUUCAUCCUAGAAUAAUUAUAAAGGCAGUGGGUACAUCUUUACAAAUAUGUUUGGAUAAAAUUAACGAACUUGCUAUAAAAAUAAACAAAUCUAACGCCGCCGAGUUUAAGUCGUUACUAGAGAAGUGUGCAUCAACAGCAAUGAGUUCAAAACUUAUCCAUCAACAAAAGGAUUUCUUUUCGAAAAUGGUGGUGAAUGCAGUAUUGCUUCUGGACGAUUUAUUGCCAUUAAAUAUGAUUGGAAUUAAGAAGGUACAGGGUGGUGCUCUGGAGGACUCUUUGCUUGUUGCUGGUGUUGCCUUUAAAAAAACCUUUUCUUAUGCCGGUUUUGAAAUGCAACCAAAGAUAUACAGGAAAUGUAAGAUUGCUCUGCUGAAUAUUGAACUGGAGUUGAAGGCAGAGCGAGACAAUGCUGAAAUACGCGUGGACAAUGUCAGGGAAUAUCAAAAGAUAGUCGACGCCGAAUGGAACAUAUUAUAUGACAAAUUGGAAAAGAUUUGCAAGUCUGGUGCACAAGUUGUCUUGUCCAAACUUCCGAUAGGAGACGUAGCAACUCAGUAUUUUGCAGACAGGGACAUGUUUUGUGCUGGACGCGUUCCCGAAGAAGAUCUGCGACGUACGAUGAAAGCUUGCGGUGGUGCCGUUAUGACCACUGUCAACGACCUCAGCGAUAACGUUUUGGGAAAUUGUGACUUGUUCGAGGAGCGCCAAAUUGGCGGGGAGCGCUAUAACUUGUUCCAAGGUUGUCCUAAUGCGAAAACGUGCACCAUUGUACUUCGCGGAGGUGCCGAACAAUUUCUUGAAGAGACAGAACGAUCGCUGCAUGAUGCCAUCAUGAUCGUUAGAAGAACAAUAAAAAAUGAUGCCGUGGUAGCCGGUGGGGGUGCAAUUGAAAUGGAAUUAUCGCGCAUUUUACGAGAUUAUUCGCGCACGAUACCCGGAAAAGAGCAACUGCUGAUCGGAGCCAUAGCAAAGGCAUUGGAAGUGAUACCCCGACAAUUGUGCGACAACGCCGGUUUCGAUGCGACUAACAUAUUGAAUAAGUUACGUCAAAAACAUUCCCAGGGGCACCGUUGGUAUGGAGUGGACAUAAAUCGCGAAGAUAUAAGCGACAAUUAUGAUGCAUGCAUUUGGGAACCGGCCAUUAUAAAGGUAAACGCAUUAACUGCUGCAUCUGAAGCCACCUGCCUUAUCUUGUCUGUCGACGAAACGAUCAAGAACCAAAAAUCGGGCGGUGACGGUCCCGCCGCGGGUCCUAUGGGCAGGGGCAUGGGCAGGCCUAUGUGAAUGGUUGAAAUAUGUUAUUUACUUCAAACCAAUAAUUACAUUAACUGUAAUCCUACAGAGGGAAAUAAAAGUUACCUGUUCGUAGGACUAUCUAUACUAAUACUAUUAUGUUCUCCUUCAAAUAUUCAUUUAACAUUGUCGUUGUCGUGUUAUUUUGCAUUUAAAUAUGUACGUAGUACCCAUGAUCUUAAUAUGAUACAUAUUUUUUUUUUUGUAUGCUUUCGUAUAAUAAAAACUUCUGACUAAUUAAUAAAUUUAA
Messenger RNA from Agrilus planipennis (emerald ash borer), 2055 nucleotides. RefSeq names its product T-complex protein 1 subunit eta (gene CCT7). The record is from RefSeq and is a predicted model, not a curated record. The transcript is spliced from 6 exons. Gene Ontology annotation, biological process: protein folding. Bases 165 to 1796 code for a protein of 543 amino acids. Gene Ontology annotation, cellular component: chaperonin-containing T-complex. Gene Ontology annotation, molecular function: ATP binding; ATP-dependent protein folding chaperone; ATP hydrolysis activity. Lineage: Eukaryota; Metazoa; Arthropoda; Insecta; Coleoptera; Buprestidae.